AAAGAACAAUCGUGCUUACUGCGUGCAUUGUUACGAUUGUAAUUUGUUUCAACAAUUAGCUGAUUGUGAUUGCAGUUGUUUAGCAACGAUCAAUAGUAUUUAUGACGGAAAAUGUAUCUUAUGAAACCAUGGAUCCGUACAAGAAUCCCGACUGCCAAGCGUUGGAAAAUUUGAAAUUGGAGAUCAAAACCAAUGGUGUUGUAAAAAGUGUUGAUGCCUUGAAUGAAAUAUGGGCAAGUAAUCAUUAUUUCUUGCACUAUGAAACUCCUAAUAUAUAUAACGAUGAUGGACUUGAAAUUCCGGGAGCUAAACAACAAUGGAUAGAAAUUGUCAAUUAUAUAAUUAAUGAUUUAAAAUGGUUACUUGGUCUUCCAUUUUAUAGGUUUUGGUCAAACAUUGUAUUCAAUACCUCAAUACUAGAUACACUGGUAUCUUUUCUACAAGAUGCACCACCAUUCUAUGCUUUGGAAAAUUUUCCAAAUUCUCCAGAAAUGUUAGAACUUCUAGAAACAUUAAGUCACUAUGUACUUGUAGUUUUCGCACGACUUGUCACAAAUAAGGAAAGCUCUGAAGAAUAUAUGAACCGUCCAUUUCUUGGAAAUUUAUUAUAUGAGAAGUAUAUAUUUACAGUACCCAUCAUUUUUGAUCUUUGUCAACUUUACGGUCGAGAAAAUGCAAAAAUAAUGGAAAGAAUUUUAAACUCUUUAUUUACAUUAGAACCACAGUAUAAUAAUGAUCUUCAAAAAACCGUUCCCUGUCUUAUAGAGGCCCUUGAAAAUGUUGAAAGAAAAUUUGAUGGUUGUUCUACUUAUACCACUGAAGCAGUUUCACUGUCAAAGCAGAAUAUUAAUUCUUCAAAACUUACAUUAUUUCAAUUGGAAGAUAUGAUAUUAUAUGUUCUAGAUAUAUCAUCAACCAUUAGUGUGUUCUUAAAGAAUUAUCCUCCAGCAGUGAAUAUAUUUCACAUAGAGGAUUUUAUGAAUAAACUUGUUUCAGUAUAUGAAAGCACAAUACCCGAAAUGUAUAAAAUAUUAAAAAACUUGGCAUGUAAUGAUGAAAAUAUGCCAAAAUAUGUGGAACUGAAGCAUCGUUUGGACGUAACGAGAAUCGAAAUUUUAAAUCUUUUUCGUAUUAUUAUAUAUGAACCAAUAUUAAAUAUUCAAGAAAAUUUAAAUACGAUAAAGGAAGCAGAGGUAAAAGAACGGGUGGACGAAUAUUUUAAUUUAUUAAGCAAUGCAAUUUCUGAAAAAGAAUUCAUUACAGAUUAUGAUCAAUUUUAUCCCGUUAAGUCAGACUUGACUGUAUUAUCUAAUAUUUGUCCUGACGACGAUAUAAUAAAAUAUGAUUAUAUUUUACAAUCAGUCAAUGCAAUUAUUGGAAAGCCCAAUAUUCUAUCUGCUAGCGUUUCUAACGAACCAAUAGCUGGACCUAGUGGCAUUUCAAGUCGGACAACUCUCGGACAAUCUGAAAAUGUAAAUUCUUUGAAUGAGAAACAAAUUAUGUCAAAGGACUCUGUUCAGUUUGCUUCUCUUGUUUCUAAUGUUAAAGAUAUUUUACAUCAAUUAGAUGAAGGUUUUAUUAAGUCGAGUUUAGAGUAUUAUAAUUAUGACAGUGCAGCUGUAAUAAAUGCUGUGUUACAAGAUUCAUUACCACCAGAAUUAAAAGAGUUAUUGGAAAAGGGGUCGCCAUUAAUAUCUAAUACUCCACCAACUUAUACAGAAACUGCAAUUGAGGAUAUAACUAAUGAUAUUGAAAGACUAAACAUGGUUGUUAAUUAUAAUAAUGAUAAUGUUUAUGUUAAAAAACCUGAAAUUAUAGACAUACCGAAAGAAUACAUAACUAAAAAUUAUAGCCUCGUCGAAGAUGUUUAUGAUGACGAGUAUGACGAUACUUAUGAUAAUAACGAUAUACGUGGUACACAGGACGAUUCAACUGAAGUAGAUUUAAAACCUUUUACCAUACCAAGAAUUCUUCGCGAAAAGCAGAAAAUUGAAAUUGUAAGUGAAUCGGAAUCAGAAGACGAAAAUACAGGAAAUGACCAAAACGGAAAAGACUGUUUUGUACAAAAUCCAGAAGAGGUACGUGCUAGAGCGGAACAGCGACGACAAAUGCGAAGUGGAAAAACUGCAGGGAACGUAGUUGGCAAUCCUAAAGGUCAGGGGCAAGAGAAAAAUGUUUUAUACAACAGGCAGCAAAAAAAUGUUAAGAAAGCGAAACAUGCUAAUCAUAAUCGCCGUUCUGGUGCUCAGUGGAAACGAAAUCAAGGAAUGGUACCAUCAUAAAUCUACUUAUACUUUUACAAUAUAAAUGUAAAUACUGCCAUGUGAUAAAUACAUUCGUACCUAUGUUAA
This is a messenger RNA of Frieseomelitta varia, 2351 nucleotides long. Its product is annotated as activating signal cointegrator 1 complex subunit 2. Gene Ontology annotation, molecular function: ubiquitin binding. The record is from RefSeq and is a predicted model, not a curated record. Gene Ontology annotation, biological process: regulation of DNA-templated transcription. The coding region runs from base 102 to 2282 and encodes 726 amino acids. The transcript is spliced from 14 exons. Lineage: Eukaryota; Metazoa; Arthropoda; Insecta; Hymenoptera; Apidae.